UCUGGCAACCCUGAACCUAGCUAGCCUCCGUGCCCACAAGCAUUUAAUGCUAACUGUUGUUGUAGUCUUACUGCUUGUACAAAGACAUUGAAUACAUUUUCAUACAUGUGCAGCGGUGAUGCUGGCAGUCGGGGAUGUGAGUUUAAGCUAACGUGGUGAUUUGAAGCCACCAUGAAUGAGGUAAUGCUGUCAUUGUUUUAUUAUCUGUUGACAAGCACAUGUCUUCAUCUGCCAAACCUGAACAUCACCACUCUCCGAAAAUGACACCCAGAAAACGUCGGAAGAAAACACAGUGUGAGGAGCUAUUCAGCUGCACUGGAUGCUGCGAGAGUUUUCAGAGCGUAUACGCCAGAGAUCGCCAUCUGAGAGAGAAACAUAACAAAUCACCACUUCACAAGUGCUGCGACUGUGGACGGACAUUUAAAGUCAGCCGGAGCUUGAUGGUCCAUCAGCGGAUCUACCAUCCAGCACCUGCAGUGGCAGUGGAGCCUGAAGAAGAGCGAAUUGUUCCAAAGUCUUACAUGUGUUCAACAUGUGGAAGGCAGUUUCCUACAAGCGCUGCCCUUAAAAGACACCUUAUUAUCCACUCAGGGAAGAAACCGUACAAGUGCACUUUGUGUGGACGAGGUUUCACACAGAUUGGAAACCUCAAAACACACCAGAAGGUUCAUAAAGGGAAAUUCACAAAUGUGGCGGCAUUAGAGGAAAGUUUCCCUCCACCUGAAAAGACUCAGUCAUCAGUGGAAAUCUGCCUCUGUCAUUUGUGUUGGACACAAUUUUCAGAAAAACAACUUUUAGAAGAACACUUAAAACAAUUUCACCAAUCAAAUAAACCGUUUUCCUGCACACAGUGCGGCAAAAAAUUUACGCAUAUCCACAAAUUAAAAGAACAUAAAGCUGUUCAUGAGGGUCUGAAGCCCCACCAGUGCUCACUGUGUGAUAGAGGUUUCCUGAGCUCGAAGGGACUCGAGAACCACAUGCGAGAUCACACCGGAGAGAAACCUUUUCCGUGCACUGUGUGUGGAAGAAGGUUCAAGCAGGAAUCUACUCUGAGAGCACAUUAUGUGACGCACUCUGGAGAGAGGCCUCACCUCUGCUCCAUCUGCGGGAAACGUUACGCGAGGACUGAAGAGCUCAAAGUUCACCUCAGAGUUCACACAGGAGAGAAGCCGUACCAGUGUGACGAAUGCGGAAAGAGUUUCUACUACAGGCAAGGCUUCAACAACCAUAAGAAGACUCACAGUGCCAAACCCAUCGGUCCAACCAGGCAGCUGGGCAGACCCAGACAGCAGGGAGGUACCAGGAAGUCAAGGAAGAUCUCAGUGAGAGCUCCGCCUGAUUCAGACGGAGAGGACCUGACCUGGGUGUCUGCUGACCUUGGAAACAGACCCCAGCAUCACCUUGGCAACCAAGAAAAUCAUGCUGCAGAGAACCACAGCCAGACAUCCACGUGGAGCUUUGGUCAUCAUACAGCAUUCAACCUGUGGGACCAAAACCCAAAUUCAUCUCACUGGAGCGCAGCAGACGGCCACCAGGCUUAUGGUGCCCCAGCAGGAGCAAGUAUUAAUUUCAGUGCCCUGCACAGGGGCACAGCGGGGCAGGAGCACUUUAAGCAGAGCUGUCCAGUGGAGCAGCCCUCCUGGCCUCCUGGGACCUCCUCUGUAUCGCCACCCUCUGAGCUCGGCCUCACCACACCCCUCCCACAUAACAUCACAUCGAAGAAAAUGCACCUGAGCGACACGGGUGCAGAAGUAAAUCACCAUGAAGAACACAGACCUGAAACACAGGAGCAGGAUCACAGCACAGCACCUACAGAAGAAACUUUAAUACCACCAGAACCUGAACACGGCAGCUCCCAUGAACAGACUCAGAGAAAUCUGUCUGAGGGGCCUCGCAGACUCAAGAAGAAGUACAACUGUCUGACCUGUGGGAGAGUCUUCUUUCACAACACUGCUCUGCAGCGACACCUUGUGAUUCAUGCGGGGAAAAGACCUUUCAAGUGCUUCAUCUGUGCGAGAGGAUUCACCCAGAGCGGAAACCUCAAAACACACAUGAAAGUGCACAGAGGAGAGUUGCCAAAUUGGACAUUAGUUCGAGAGAGCCCCCCCAAAGAAUCUCAUGUAACAGUUCAUGUGUGUGGAGAAUGUGGCAUGGACUUCCCUCAGAAGCAACAGCUGGAAGAACACCGCCAGAGUCACAAAAAGCCUUACGCCUGCCCUGACUGUGGCAAGACCUUCAAAACGGAAUACUAUUUCAAAAUACAUAAGCGCAUUCACUCAGGAGAGUCACCUUUCCUCUGUACAGAGUGCGGUAAGAGCUGUGUCACAGCAGAUUCGCUUAAAAAACACGAGCUGACUCACACUGGAGAAAGGAAUUUCCACUGUGAUCAGUGUGGGAAGGCGUUUUCACAAUCUUCCCACCUCAACGUGCACCUCAAGACUCACACUGGAGAGCGACCGCACCUCUGCUCAAUCUGUGGUAAAAGUUACUCCAAAGCGUGCGAUCUGAAAGUUCACCUGCGAGUUCACACCGGAGAGAAACCGUAUACUUGUGACAAAUGCGGGAAGUGCUUCUAUUACUCUCAAGGUUAUCGAGCGCAUCUGAAGAUUCACGACAAGAAGCCAAAGCCUCAAACAAAACCACUGGGGAGACCAAAACAACAGCUGUCAGUGGCACAUAAUCAAUAAUGUCACCUGGGAGUGUACACUAGUCUGAGAGGAUAUAAAGAGGAAAAGUUAAAACAUAAAAACAGUAUUGGUUUGCUGCUCUGUUACUGUGUGAAAUCUUUAAGUGAAUGAAGUGAUAAUUCAAGUAAUAUUAUAGUAAUCACAUGCAUAUGGUAUGCAGUCUUUGCUACUAACUGUGAUUCACCUAAAGAUGAAUAAUAAUUUGACUGUUUGAGUGUUUGGAAACGGAUUUUCACUGCAUUUUCUUCAAAAGAACUGAGCUAAAAUAAAUAAAUAAAUAAAAGCUUGUACCUUGAAAUAUUUUACUUGUGACAUCUAAUAACUUCAGAUGUUUGUUAUUUUAACAGAACUUUUAUUUUUGUAUCUGAAAUCAUAAAUAUAAGCUGCUAUAUGCAUUGGAUUAUCACGACCAUGCAGCAGGAUAAUGCUGUACUUCAAUGUUGGGCAUUUAUUUUUGUAUACAAAUUAUUGUUCUCAGUUUUUUCUGUCAUGCUCCUCCUUGCCUCUCAAUUUGGGAACCAAUGACUUAAUCUUUGAACAUUAGCCAUCAUUCAUACAUCACUGCUCAGCAUCUUAUCUGGCUCAGAGUCUGAGUAGCAAAGUUGGACAGAUGAUUUUUUUCCCUCAGACAUGACCUCCAGUUUGUCCAAGAGGACCCUGAGACAUCCUCUAGUCUUACCUGUCCAACAUGCCUGGAAAACCGU
Molecule: messenger RNA, 3391 nt
Organism: Epinephelus fuscoguttatus (brown-marbled grouper)
Lineage: Eukaryota; Metazoa; Chordata; Actinopteri; Perciformes; Serranidae
Product: oocyte zinc finger protein XlCOF6-like
Exons: 8
Coding region: 219-2687 (822 amino acids)
Biological process (GO): regulation of transcription by RNA polymerase II
Molecular function (GO): RNA polymerase II cis-regulatory region sequence-specific DNA binding; DNA-binding transcription factor activity
Source: RefSeq, a predicted model, not a curated record